AUGUUUAUAAUCACUCCCGUGUCUGUUUUACAAGAAUAUUUAGUUUCAUUAAAACAAUGUCCAUCUUACGAAUUGUUACACAACGGAGUAGGUACUCACAAUCCAUUAUUUAUCUAUAGGGUUCACGUAAAUGAUUUAUUCGAAGAUGGCAAAGGAAAAUCUAAACGAGAAGCAAAACAUAAUGCAGCGGAAAAUAUGUUGAAAAAAUUAAAUGUCGAUGAAACGAAUAGUUCAGUACCGAAAAAACAAUAUGAUAAAUAUGAUGAAAUGGAUCCGGGUGAAAAUUAUGUGGGAAUGUUAAAAGAAUAUUGUCUUAUGAAUCCAUAUCCAGAGCCGACUUACCAAGUCGAAGAAGAAUCUGGUCAACCUCAUUGUAAAGUAUUUAAAAUGGUUUGUUUUGUCUCACAGUUACAAGAAUAUGGCAUAUCAUCGACAAAAAAAGGAGCUAAACAAAUAGGAGCAUUUAAAAUGUUGGAGAGAUUAAAAAAAUUAUCAUUGAAUAGUCCAGAUUCUGCGAAUGAUGAUGAUGAUGAUAAUGAUAUGUUGACUUCGAAAAAAAUUAUCAACGAUAGAAAUUUACUUAACAAAUCAUACACAUUAGUUCCGAAAUUAAUAUUAACAAAAGAAGAAAUAUUUAAAAGAUAUAGCAGUCAUUUUAAAGGUAAUAAUAUGGCUGUUGUGAAAAAAAAUAGGGCUGUACUUUACAAAGAUCAUCACAAAGCAUUUAUGACAUUAAAUGAAACAAGUCAAACACUUGAUGAUUUAAUUAAAAACAAUUUUCCAACAUCUAUGGAAAAUUCAAUGGAAUUAAUUAAAUCCAUAGCUACAGAAUUAGGUGCAAAAUUGACCAUAACUAAAAUCCCUUGUAAAAAUAUGGAUAAAUCCUUUAUUUCACUUUGUUUGUCAGGUGGUACAGAAUGGCCACAGAUAGCAGGUUUUGGACAAUGUCAAGAUUCAGCAGCAUUUAAUUUAUUAAAUACAUUUUCCAUUUUAUGUUAUCCUUUGUAG
Pediculus humanus corporis (human body louse) is the source of this 1008-nucleotide messenger RNA. Its product is annotated as tar RNA binding protein, putative. The coding region runs from base 1 to 1008 and encodes 335 amino acids. The record is from RefSeq and is a predicted model, not a curated record. NCBI's taxonomy places the organism in Eukaryota, Metazoa, Arthropoda, Insecta, Psocodea, Pediculidae. The transcript has 2 exons.